Messenger RNA from Linepithema humile (Argentine ant), 2155 nucleotides. It is a transcript of the gene Nmd3, whose product is annotated as 60S ribosomal export protein NMD3. Gene Ontology annotation, biological process: ribosomal large subunit export from nucleus. Gene Ontology annotation, molecular function: ribosomal large subunit binding. The record is from RefSeq and is a predicted model, not a curated record. NCBI's taxonomy places the organism in Eukaryota, Metazoa, Arthropoda, Insecta, Hymenoptera, Formicidae. Gene Ontology annotation, cellular component: cytoplasm; nucleus.
GUAGACAGAUUUUCAGCAAGGUUGACGGUUAUUUGGGCUUACAGUUAGCAUGAAUUAGCAAACCCACGGACCUGAGCUUAACACUGCAGCAUACACACACACAUAUACACUUACUCUCACACAGAAACACAACCAUUGUAUCCGCUUCAAAUCUCCACCCUCACCAGAUCCAGAUGGCCGUAAGAGGGGAGAUCCUUCGGAGUGCCAUUCGCCAUUACAUAUCUACUCUACUCUCUACUCUCCACUCAUCAAGGUUAAGUUGAUCACGGCGUUUUACCACGCUGUUUUAUCACGCUCUUAAUUUUUGUGUUUCUUUCCGAAUUAAAAUGGAGUAUGUUAAAUAAUUCCAAGAUUUUUUUAUCAAAUAUAUUUUAUUUAAAAUUAAUUGAGAGGAACCAGAUCUUUUACUUAGAAUAUAAUUUGAGAAGAAGACUUAACCUCGUUUAACUGAUAACUGAUAAAAAUAAAAACUAGAAAGGAAAGAAUAUAAAAAGCAAAUAAAGAGAGAAAAGAGAGAUUUUUAAUCGAACUAAAAUGGAGUACAUUCAACCUGCUGAGCAGCCAGAAGAUAAAGUAAUAAUGAUGUGUUGCGAAUGUGGGACUUUAAUUGAGCCAAAUCCUUCUCAUAUGUGUGUUGGUUGCCUUCGUACUCAUGUUGAUAUUACAGAAGGAAUUCCUAAACAAGCCACCUUACAAUUCUGCAGACAUUGUGAAAGGUAUCUUCAACCACCUGCUGAAUGGAUUCCUGCAGCAUUAGAAUCCAAGGAACUCUUAUCACUAUGUUUAAAGAAAUUAAGAGGAUUGAACCAAGUAAAAUUGAUAGAUGCCGGUUUUAUAUGGACAGAGCCACAUUCCAAAAGAUUGAAAGUAAAGUUGACUGUUAAUGCAGAAGCGCUUGGUAGUACAGUUUUACAGCAAACAUUUGUGGUCGAAUAUGUUGUAGCUCACCAGAUGUGUGACGAUUGUCACCGUACAGAGGCCAAAGAUUACUGGCGUGCAUGUGUGCAAGUUCGGCAAAAAGCAGUAAAUAAGAAAACUUUCUAUUAUUUGGAGCAACUUAUAUUAAAACAUAAGGCACAUGAGCAAACUCUGGGUAUAAAACCUAUUAAUGAGGGAUUGGAUUUUUUCUACAUAAAUGAAGCAUCAGCUAGAAAAAUGGUUGAUUUUCUAGCAACUGUGAUACCAUGCCGUUAUCAGCAAUCAAAAAGAUUGAUUUCAUAUGAUUGUCACAGUAAUAUAUACAAUUACAAAUUUACAUACAGCGUUGAGAUUGUUCCAAUUUCCAAGGAUAGUGUGGUCUGCCUACCGCGAAAGUUAACUCACCAGCUGGGCGGAAUCAGUCCCAUCUGCUUGGUACACAAAAUUACAAAUUCCGUGCAUCUUAUGGACGUUUCAUCGGGACAAAUUGCUGAAGUCAGCUCGACUGUCUACUGGCGAUUUAAUUUCCAGAGUAUAUGUAAUCCAAAACAAUUAACAGAGUAUAUUGUCAUGGAUAUUGAGCCAUUAAAAGAUGAGGAGAAAAAAGUUUUCCCGGGACAAGGAUCAAUUUCUAACAAACAUGUCAUAGCAGAUGUGUGGUUAGUGAAAUCAUCUGAAUUGGGAAUAAAUAAUAACUCAAUUCAUACACGUACACAUUUAGGGCAUGUACUUAAACCAGGUGAUUCAGCUCUUGGCUACACUCUAAAAGACACUAAUAUCAAUGAUGCGAAUUUUGAUAAACUAAGUGAAGACACGAUACCCGAUAUCAUUCUGGUAAAGAAGUUUUAUGGCUACGACAAGGCAGCUCGUCGUAGAGCACGAGUGUGGAGAUUGAAACAUAUUAAUGACGAAGUAAUCAGCAUGAACACGGAAAAUAACGAUUAUAAUGAAUUCCUUGACGAACUGGAAGAAGAUCCCGAUAUGAGACGAAACAUCAAUAUAUUCAGAGAUACUGAGAAGCAAAUUCCUGUCGAUACUAACGAAAUAGAUCCGAGUAUUCCGCAGAUUACACUUGAAGAAAUGCUGGACGAUCUUGCGAUCGACGAUAGUUAAAUUUAAGAAUAAUAAUAGCAUACUUUUAGAAAGAUAAUAUUUUUAUUGUAAGAUAAAAUUGUAUGAUAAAGUCUAAAAAAUAGUAUGAUACUCUUUUAAAAUACACUACUACUUCUGGACUUAA